AACAUCACCCUAGUUCCCUGCAACAGUUCUCUCAUCCCAUCUUUCCAACGCCUAAACACUUUACUGCUACCAAUACCCUACCCCUCGACCUUCUACAAAGAAAUCCUCUCGGACCCCACUGCCUCGGACCUCACUCUACUCGCCCUAUGGCACGACGACCCUAGCACCUCAACCUCAACCCCAGGUAGAGUGAUAGGCGCAAUACGCUGCCGCAUCCUGCCCGACCCCUCCACCCAAGCAACCCCUAAAGAUAAGAUUCUAUACAUCAGCACUUUGGGUGUGUUGUCGCCUUUCAGAAGCUAUGGCGUUGCGACGGCUUUGUUGCAUGUAAUGAUUGAGAGAGGCAUAAGCAAGUAUGGGGUCAAUGCUGUGGGUGGCCAUGUGUGGGAAGCUAGUCAGGAGGCUAGGGAAUGGUAUAAGAAAAGAGGAUUUAGAGAAACGCAUUUGGAGCAGUGUUAUUAUCGGAGGCUGACUCCUCAAGGUGCUUAUGUCCUGAGGAGG
Molecule: messenger RNA, 501 nt
Organism: Aureobasidium namibiae CBS 147.97
Lineage: Eukaryota; Fungi; Ascomycota; Dothideomycetes; Dothideales; Saccotheciaceae
Product: acyl-CoA N-acyltransferase
Exons: 1
Biological process (GO): mitotic sister chromatid cohesion
Cellular component (GO): NatA complex
Molecular function (GO): acyltransferase activity, transferring groups other than amino-acyl groups
Source: RefSeq, a predicted model, not a curated record